This is a messenger RNA of Colletotrichum destructivum, 1101 nucleotides long. Its product is annotated as Putative TauD/TfdA-like domain, taurine dioxygenase TauD-like superfamily. The record is from RefSeq and is a predicted model, not a curated record. Gene Ontology annotation, cellular component: cytoplasm. NCBI's taxonomy places the organism in Eukaryota, Fungi, Ascomycota, Sordariomycetes, Glomerellales, Glomerellaceae. Bases 1 to 1101 code for a protein of 366 amino acids. The transcript has 4 exons. Gene Ontology annotation, molecular function: 2-oxoglutarate-dependent dioxygenase activity.
AUGGCCCCCGGAAGCAUCGAAGUUGACGUGCCUGUGGCCAGGAGUGUUGGCGUUACUCCCUCAACAAAACCUCUAAAGCUUUCCGGAGCCCUGAAUGACUUCGAAUCGUUCGACCCUACCCCCCUGACUGGCCGCGAAUUCCCCAAGGCGAACAUCGUAGAUUGGUUGAGAGCGCCAAACUCUGAUGCCCUGAUUCGAGAUCUUGCCAUCACCGUCUCCCAGCGCGGCGUGGUCUUCUUCCGCAAACAAGACGACCUUACACCCGAGUUGCAAAAGGAGCUGCUUACCAGACUUGGCGAGCUCACUUGUCGGCCUGCGGCUUCCGGUCUUCACAUCCACCCCUUUUUCAACGCUGAGCGUGACGACCAAGGGGACGACCACGUGGUCAGCUACAUCCACCAAAAGCAGCAGAAACCGGAACCCUUGAUCAAGAGCAGCGACUUGGCCGCCGACGCCUUGUGCCCAAAGAAGCAGAACACGGCCGAGUGGCACAGCGACGCCUGCUUCGAGCCUGUGCCGGCAGACUACUCGUGUUUGCGGCUCACGACCAUACCUCCUACGGGAGGCGACACUUUGUGGGCAAAUGGAUAUGAGCUCUACGACAAGAUUAGCGAGCCGUAUCAAAAGUUUCUCGAGACUCUUACAGUGACGUUUGAGCCGCCCGGUCUCAAGCAGAUGUGUGACGCCGCGGGCGUCACUCUCUAUUCCAAAGAGCGGGGCAACCCCGAGAACGUUGGUGAUGUGAUCAAGGCCGUGCAUCCCGUCGUGCGAACGAAUCCUGUCACGGGAUGGAAGAGCGUCUUCGCGAUUGGCGGCAUGGUCAAGCACAUCAACCGCGUCACCAGCGAAGAGAGCAAGAUGCUCGUUGACUGGUUCCACGACUUGAUCUUCAAGAAUCACACCAUCCAAGUGCGAUUUAACUGGAAGGACCCUAAUGACUUUGCCAUCUGGGAUAAUCGGAGCUUCUACCACUCCGCCACCUACGAUUUCUGGCAGAUGGGUGACAGGCACGGAUGUCGGGGCUCUGGAGUCGGCGAAAAGCCUUACCUCGACCCCAAGAGUAAGUCUAGAAGGGAAGAUCUGGCUGCCAACGGACCAUAG